AUGGCGGCCCUCCGCGCCGUCGAAGUGGACACGUCGCGCUGCGGCCCCAGCUCGGAGCUUCCGGCGCCUCCGCGCCCCGCGGCUGCCCCCGAGCCGCACGGUCCUUCGUGCGGGGGAAGCCGGCGGGGACGCGCGGCCCGGCCUGCGGCGCAGACUCCCGGGGCCGCUGGGGAACUGUUCGGGACUGGGGCUCGGCCGGUGGCCCUGCAGCGGGGCCCGCGGGGCGGGGGCGGGGCGGGGCGCGGCGCGCGUGCGCAGUCGGCUCCGCGGGGGCAGCGCGGCGGCCGGACGCCCGGGCGGGAAGGCGGCGCGGGGCCCGCUCCCGUGGGCCGCUCCCGUGGGCCGCUCCCGUGGGCCUCCUCGCGGGAGGAGCCAGAGCGUCUCUACCGCUUGAAGCUCGGUAGGAUUCUGAUAAAACUGCCAAGUGGCUGGCUGGACACCGUCCUUUCGUUGCGGUUCUGUACACAAUUUCACGAAGAACUUGUUUUCAAAUUACCACAAACCCCUCCUGACACGAUUCGAAGUAUUUGUUUUUGUGCAUGCACAGAACACACUUGCAGUGAAACCCUUUCCCUGACAAAAGCGGGAAUUUGUGCGUCACAGUGCUGCUCACCAGAAGCCUGCAGACACGGGACCAACCGCGCGGCUCGGAGGCGGCCCACCUGGCCCUGCAGUGACGGGGGUGCCUGGCAUCGGCCUCCACUUGGCGCGCGGGGCCACGUGAUCCUGCCCUCAGACCACAUGGCAUCUGUCACAAUAUACAGGUUUUCAGCGGUCUGGUCGUCAGCAUGGACACAUUAGAAUACAGUUUCCAACGUAGUCACUACCUACCUCAGCUGCACCCAGUUCCUUUCCACAAUCCAACUGCUGCCGACAGCGCCGACACCAAGGUACUCCUCACCGAGACACAGCUCUUAUCAGCCAUCUCCGCUCCAGCCUCAAACACUCUUAUCUUUGCCCAGUGUGACGGCCCUCAGCUUAUCAGCCCUUCAUCAUGACCACACGGCAGGAAAACUGCAACAGCUUCCAUCUGAGCUUUCCCUGCUCUGACCGCCCUCAACUCCAUCCAGCUGUAACUGCAAUUAUCUUCUUUCGUUUCAUAAUUUACCCCCAAAAAUAAUCACUCCAAGCUCCUGCCAACUGAAAUCUAGUCUGCUUAGCUCUCAAAGAAUUUCGCCAAGGGGCCUCAGUCCCUCAACCUUGUUUCACACAACACACUGAAAUGUACCUCAUGUUUCACAGUAUGCUUUGCUUAUAUUGUUUUUAUCUGAAAUAGCCCCCAGUAUCUUUCGGACCCAUGCAAAAAUAUACCUACCCAUAAAGGCCCAUUGAAAAUCCUAUCUCUGUCAUCAAGCCUUUUCAUUUUUUAAAAACUGAUUUUCCUCCUGAAUACUAACAGCAAGAAUACCCUAAGCCACAGAAGACUAGGCCAAGGUUCCCUACUUUGUGAUCCCAGAGAUCUCUGCACUGGUCUUUCACAGUACUUUGCACACUUGUUAAAGAUCUGUAUUUCCCUCAAAACUAAAUUCCAUGAGGACACAGCCUAACUGAAUGGCUAACAAAUAGGAACUAAAAUAUCAAGGACACAAAUACUUUAUAUACAGUCUUGUAUUAUUUUAUGUAUGUGGUUUCCUCAAGUAACUAUAAGCACCUAAGAGCUUCCAGUGACUCUGUCAUACAGAAAGGACAGUUAUGAGCACACAGUAGUUUUUAAUUAAUACACAGUGGCUGUCCAAUAAAAGGCAAAAAAAAAAAAAAGGGGGGGUGUGAGAAGGCAUAGGUUUUCUGCUCAUUUCUUGGAUAUUGUGUAUCAAAACUGUAUUUUAUUUAUGCAACACCAACCCUAGGUGACUGGCAGUGCUUUUUAACACAACUUUUUAAAUCCUAAUAACUCUUACCAGUUAAACUCUACUGUUAAGUCCAAUUGACAGAUGAGAAAACCAAAAUACAUUAAUAUACUCGCCUCAGGUCACACAGCUGGGAUUUGAACUGAGGAAAUCUGAUCCCAGACUCUGGGCUCUUCAUCGCUAUGCUACUGCUUAUGAUAUAACCUCUCAUAUAACAAACUGCAAAUCAGUAAGAUACCAUCCUGGACCAAUAAUAAAAAAACAACGCAGCUCUAGCGGUCACAGCCUUUAGACAAAUCUUUUUUCACAGUAUUUGAAGUUCUUUGUUAUGUCCCAAUGCCUGUGCAUAAAAAUAAUUGUCUAAAAAGUAGUUUAGAUUUAUUUUAGUAACUCUUGAAUUGUAACGGAGAACAUUUUUUAAGAUGUGAAACUGGCAUGUCGUGGAAAAAAACAGCUUUCGAAGCAAGACAUGCUAAUGCACAGCUUCUGUGUGACUCUAGGCGAGUCACUUCAGCCUUUAAACCUGGACUUCUUCCUCUGUAAAAUGAGUAUAAUGCAUAAAACUUUCUUUGUAGGCCUGCUGUGAGGAUUAAAAGGAAUGAUAUAGGUAAAGCCCUGACUGACAUACCAGGUACUCCAGAAAUGAUUAAAGUGAGAAAUUAGAAAAUUUAUUAUAACUAUACCUAAUUGCUAUAAUAAAUACUACAAAGAC
Molecule: messenger RNA, 2559 nt
Organism: Canis lupus familiaris (dog)
Lineage: Eukaryota; Metazoa; Chordata; Mammalia; Carnivora; Canidae
Product: translation initiation factor IF-2-like
Exons: 3
Coding region: 1-801 (266 amino acids)
Source: RefSeq, a predicted model, not a curated record